Molecule: messenger RNA, 3287 nt
Organism: Amoebophrya sp. A25
Lineage: Eukaryota; Dinophyceae; Syndiniales; Amoebophryaceae
Source: the annotation of a GenBank genome assembly
GUCGAGCAGUGGAAAUUGACUUUCUCUUUCUUACGGAUACGAGAAGGAGAAAGUUAAUCAAUCUUGCGUCAUUCAAUACAACGACGAGUAGAGUACUAUGAGUCGUCUCUAUGAAGACAGUAGAAUAAAGUUGUCAGUAGUUGAGCUUCAUAGGCAAACGCUGGAAUUCGUGGCGGUGCCACGCCCUCGGUGGUUCCGCGUGAGCCGCUGAUGUGUGGCCCAGGUAUCAAAAACUCAUUAAGAGUUGUAACGCCGCAUGUGCACGACUGUAGUCAUGAUGGCUAGAACAAGUACGGCGGUUUGCCUGCUGCUUGCUGCAGGUGGUGCUUUCGCGCAGCCGCGUUUCGGUCUCGACCUCGGUGCUAUCGAUGCGAAAAGACCACCUGGUCAGCUCGCCUUAUACUUCAACACGGAAACGCAGUUACUUACGGUGCGAGACAGCAGAACCAUCGGAAAGAUGGAUGCGGAAGACUGGGCCACCGCAAACUUCGAGGAUGGUCUUGAAAAAACGGGGUGGGCAGAACUGCGCGUGCGGACCUCACGCAGUGGCGCGAUUCCUAGCGACCUGAAAAUGUACUCCGCUGGCGUGCUCGAGGGUCUUCUCACCGCACCGCGGCUGUCGCAGUUCUACAGCAACGCACUGCGCACCAUUGUUCGGAGCGAUGCAAUUCAAAAAGCUCUACGGAAUGUGCGCAGCGUGCUGCGGGACGGAGAGCGCCUGGUGAGACAGAAAACGAACUUCUUGCCAGGACAAGAUGCGCCGGAGCCUGCAGACCCGUACUGGAAGCAUGUGCGGUACACUUAAGGCUCUCACCUCUCGGAGACUGAAACUCGUUGCUGUGCAGUAUCUCUAUCUCCACAACAAUCUGAUCAAGUAGUUGCACCCUAGUAGAAAAGACUUGAGAAUGCUACGCUCUAUUAACUCUUCUAAAGAUCUUCCUCGAUAUCCACGUACGCUUGUUCUAAUCCGCGUACGCCCAGCUUCACGGAGUACUCGAUGGCUAUAACGCGGCCGCGGGAGCUUUUGGCGUCAAGGCACUCACGAUGCUUGAUCUUUUCCUCCUGAACAGCAGCGGGGAACUAGGCGAGUUGCUAGAAGCAUUUGCUCCGGAACGUGCCUUAAAGCGCCGCCACUUUCAAGCAGCCACGGCAACACUUUUCUUACAGCGCAACAAGAAGCACUACGAUGAGCAGAUGCAUAAUGACCAUGACGAGACGUCUCCUACUAGUAGUAGUUUUCUCUUCGACGGAGAUGACCAUGAAGACCAUGAUGAGAAAGAAGGAUUUUCUUCCAGUUUCAUCGUGCAAGAAGAAGCGAACGCGAGGAUAGCCGAAGCACGAAAGUCAAGGGCUGCUCAUGGUGAUCCAAGCUCUAUCAAGGCUUCCGAGGAGGAGGACGAGUUUCAAGCGUCGUCUAGAACAAGUACUUCCAGUUCAUCCAGUGCGGUGAAGGAUGCAGCCGCAGACCGAUUCUGGGAGAAGAAGCUCGCACGCACAGGGCACUGUUCGGCUCUGGUUCGUGUGACUCCCGACAAUCGUGAUUUACUUGUCGGGCACACCACUUGGGACGAUUAUGCGAAAAUGACGCGUGUCGUGAAGUACUAUGACUUUGCGCUUCCCUGGACACAGUCUGAGGUUGUAGGCAUGAGUAGCUAUCCGGGAUGCGUUUCCAGUACAGACGAAUUCUACUUGCUAUCGAGAGGCAUGGUUGUUGCCGAUACCAGCCUAGAAAUCCUGAACUCGGAGGUCUACAACCGCAUUCCUGAAGGACCGAAGCUACCCAAUUUCCUCCACGUAAUGGCAGCCAACCGCAUGGCGCGGACAGCGGCACACUGGGCAGCACUGCUCACAGAAAGAAACAAUGGUACUAACUUGUUGGCUAUUCUCUCUUAAAAAGAUUCUGGGAAAGGGAGCAUUUACAAUCUAGGUCCAGCAGAGUAACAAUAGAUGGUUUCACCUUCCUCGUCAAACGAGAAUCUCAACGUUUGCAGGUAUGAAGAAUGCCCAGUGGUUUGUGAUCGAUUACAACCGGUUCAAGAGUCGUGCUGACAUCCGAUCGGGCGUGCUGUGGAUGGUUGAAACCAUUCCUGGGUUGAGUUACAAUUAAGGCUAAGAUUAGGAAUCAUGAAGUUGUAAGUGUACUAAAGAUGUUGCAGACUAGCACUUUCUGAUGUCGAGCUUGGCUUGCGCUAAUACACGCACGAUCACACUGCGAGACUGCUGGAGACCGGGCACUACUCUGCCUCUUACAACCGUCCGGUGUCGCCUGAGAUCCGGCAGCGUACUGGUCACACAGCCGCGGAAACAGCUUACGGACCGCUUUAUUCGCUGGAGAUGGCGCCUCGGGCCCAACUUUUCGCCGCCGUCGCCGGGCACGUGGAGACCCUUCGAGACUUGAGGUUGGCGAUGCGUGAAAACAAGUAUCCUGGCGAAAAAUUUGUGGGUGAAGGAGCGGCAACGUGGGCUUUAUCUCCUGGCCACGCGAUCUCCGCACGUUUGGAUCUGGAUGUCGGUCUGCUGUCACCCAAUGGCGGCAUUGACGCAAAAGUGACAAGCAAGUGUUUGCUCGAUCGCAUGGAGAUGCAGCUCAUCUCUGGACCAACACACGUUUCGCAGCCGGUUUUCAAAUAAGGCUCGAUUACUAUCUAAGAAGUAAAAAGUGUAGCUUGUAGCUCCUACGUAUUUAGGUUAGCCGAGGAGCUCAUGAGGGUGGAACAUAUUUUAUUAGACAUGGUUUUACAAGCGAAUUUUUUUAUCAAAGCCGUCGAUUCGAAAUCCACCAAAUCUACUUUUGUAUAUCAGAUGGCUUUUUUCUUUCCCUAAUUGUCGUGGCAAGAUGCUUCUGGUGCAGACCUCUUUCCCGGCUGGCCCCAUCUUGGUCUACCGACCGCUUACGAUUUCGACUGGCUCCAGGUCGGCCCGGCGGCCAGCAAUGACGAACAUACUCUGAAGGAUUUCGAUGAAGGCUGCUCGGCUCACGUUUAGCCUUGUUGAAAGUCGUUGUAAGAAGAAGUAAUCAAGACAGAAAGAGAGGCAAAAAUGGGAAGUAAAGAAGAUAAGUUGUAGUAGAGACGUGUGAUUUCUGAUUUGAUGCCGACGAAUGUUUUAACUGCUUUGUACUUGUAUUUGUAUUUGUAAUUGUUUUUUCCCUGCAACAAGAACUAAGGAUGGAAAUUAAUGGAUUAUAUCAUGAUCAUUUACAGUACGGUUUUUUUCCAUUAUUACAACUUCACCAAGCUCACGUGAGCAACUAUCAUGUAUGAAGCUACGACGCGUGUACCUACAAC